Molecule: messenger RNA, 2445 nt
Organism: Hypoxylon fragiforme
Lineage: Eukaryota; Fungi; Ascomycota; Sordariomycetes; Xylariales; Hypoxylaceae
Product: transmembrane amino acid transporter protein-domain-containing protein
Exons: 9
Coding region: 661-2229 (522 amino acids)
Biological process (GO): amino acid transmembrane transport
Cellular component (GO): vacuolar membrane
Molecular function (GO): amino acid transmembrane transporter activity
Source: RefSeq, a predicted model, not a curated record
UGUGUAUAUGUAAAGAUUCUAAACAAGAUUGCAAUUGCCUCUGUAGGUAAGUACGGUAAGUACGGUAAGGACUAGGUAGGGAUCUUUGGAAGGCGUAAGGCAAAUUGCAAUGUACUAAGGUUACACAGGUUUACGAAGUAGUUAUGUGCUACACUGCUACGUACUUCGUACGUCCUAAGAUACACAGGUAGGAACGAAUGGCCUGCUCGGUCGGCCCUUUCCAAACUUUUUAGUUUGAAUAUCACAGCAAUUGCAGCUGGCUACAUCCAUGAUGUGUAUGUACUAGUAGUACUUACAUACAUACAUAUGUAGUACAAAGAACCUGGAAGCUUUCUAGUACUUGACUAUAGUAAGGUUCAAGCUGCUUCUAAACUUUUUUCUUGUACUCUUCACAAUCUUCCUCCUGGAAUCUAAUUUUUAGUAUUGUCACUACUAUUCCAAGCUUCUUCCUAUGGGCGAAUCCUAACUUAUCUCCACUAUCACUAUCCACUCGCGUUUGUCGUCAGAACACAUAGUAUAUAAGGAGACUUCCGGAUGCUUUAGUACUUGGUUGGAAUCGAAACGUCAAUCCAUGUUACGUGCUACCGUUGACAUCGACCAUUAACCGUCUGCUUCUGAUCCGUCUACUUGGCUUCAAUCUUACCCGUACUCACUGUCAAAAUGAAGACAGACAUUUUGGACGAGCCAUCGACCUACGAUGGGCAUGAGGCUACUAUACCCCGUGGAUGGUCCGCUUGGUUCGGUGGCCCCCGCGUGAGGAUAGGGCCUCGCAUCGCUCCUCAUAUAGUUCCGCUCAGCAUUGACAGUCACGAAUCAGAUAGUGGUCUCAGUAGUGAUGCCAUACUGAACAAGCAACUGGAGGAAGAGGCCAACUGUGCUAUUCAAUAUCGUACCUGUAGUUGGCAGAAGACAGCCGCAUUGCUAUUUUCUGAAUAUAUCUGCCUCGCCAUUAUGAGCUUUCCAUGGUCCUACAGCGUUCUUGGGCUUGUUCCAGGACUCAUUCUCACUGUUGUUCAAGCUCUUUUAGUAUUAUACACCUCUAUAAUACUUUGGGAAUUCUGCUUGCGACAUCCUGAGGUUCGAGAUGUAUGUGACAUUGGUCAGAUGCUAUUCUGGGGCCAGAAAUGGGCAUGGUACUUUACGGCCGUCAUGUUCAUUUUGAAUAAUACCUUCAUCCAGGGUCUCCACGUUCUCAUAGGUGCUAAAUACCUGAACACUAUGGUCGGCCCGGAUGCGAGUAUUGCUUGCCAAACUGUGUCUUUUGGUGCCAUUGUCACUGUUGUUUGCUGGCUGUCCUCGCUACCUCGUACUUUCAGUAUGCUUUCAAAGCUCGGCACCGCAUCUGCCGCCUUCACUUUUAUCUCGGUCAUUCUAGCCACCAUUUUCGCCGGUGUACAGGGCCGCCCCGCUGGUUUCCUCGCGGAGCCAAGCACCGACCCGGACACUGGCGCGUCGUUACCUUCCGGUCUCCCCAUCGUCACGGCCGUCCCAAUCCUAGGGACUACGUUUGUUGCUGGCUUGGGGGCAUUUCUUAAUAUCAGUUAUACAUUUAUCGGACAGAUCACCCUUCCCAGUUUCAUUGCUGAGAUGCGUGAGCCUAGGGACUUCCCCAAAGCUCUCUGGGCAUGCACAAUUCUUGAGAUAAUAGUGUUUAGCAUCGUUGGUGCUGUCACAUAUGCAUUCGUCGGCAAUCAAUAUAUGACUUCACCAGCCUUCGGGUCCUUGAUACCACUGUAUAAAAAAAUCGCCUUUUCGUUCAUGAUUCCCACCAUUAUCUUUUUAGGUGUCUUAUACGCUUCGGUAUCAGCACGAUUUAUCUUCUUUCGAAUUUUCCAAGACUCUCGACACAAGAACGAACAUACAGUUGUUGGCUGGGUAUCUUGGGCUCUUAUCCUGCUCGCUACUUGGAUCGUCGCUUUUAUCAUUGCUAACUCAAUACCCUUCUUCAACUCCCUUCUUGCUCUCAUGUCCUCUUUAUUCGAUUCAUUUUUUGGCUUCAUCUUCUGGGGUGUUGCUUACUUCCGCUUGCGCAAAGCCGAUGGAGCUGUCGCAUUGUUAAAAGACCGAUCAUUCCGCGGGUGGUUUGAGGGCAUAUUGAAUAUCAUCAUCAUCUUGACCGGCUUUUUCUUUCUCACGGUCGGAACCUAUGCCAGUGUUCAAGGUAUCUUGGAUGAAUUUGCAUUGGGUACAGUUGGGACUGCAUUCCAGUGUGCGAGUAACGGCAUUUAAAAGUAUUUUCAUGUACACAUUUUCAACAGGAGCAGGAGAUACCCAAUGAUGAACAUAUCGACGAGCAUGAUGGCAAGAGGCAGGGAUAUUGAUAUAUGCUUUAUACAUUUGUAAAACCAGUGGAUAGCACGGUUUGCUGAUUCGGAGUCUAGAAGACGGUGGUUGACUCGAGACCAAAUGGGACCAAGGGGGGUCUGACACUUCUUAUCGCAGUAU